Triplophysa rosa is the source of this 2261-nucleotide messenger RNA. RefSeq names its product BMP and activin membrane-bound inhibitor (Xenopus laevis) homolog a (gene bambia). The transcript has 3 exons. The record is from RefSeq and is a predicted model, not a curated record. Gene Ontology annotation, biological process: negative regulation of transforming growth factor beta receptor signaling pathway; positive regulation of canonical Wnt signaling pathway; transforming growth factor beta receptor signaling pathway. Gene Ontology annotation, molecular function: frizzled binding. The coding region runs from base 389 to 1165 and encodes 258 amino acids. Lineage: Eukaryota; Metazoa; Chordata; Actinopteri; Cypriniformes; Nemacheilidae.
UUUCUUCGGUCACAAGUGAUCCGCUGCUCCGCGAACGUGAAUAGUUGCCGAAAUCCGUUUCCUUCGGACUUUUCCUUUUUACAGUUUUUACAAAUCAUUUGUUUUCGUAGGUAUUCCAGCUUUUACACAUGGUGGAUAGGUUUGUUUACGCACAAGGAAUGUUUUCGCACUUGCUGUAGUUUUUCUCUUCGGAUUUGAGCAGUCCGGCGUUUGUUUCUGAUGUCCGUGGAACAAGACACGCUCUUCCUGUGCCCGUUUGUGUCUGGAUACAGCGUAGAUUACAGAUCCACAGGAAUGCUGUGAUCAAUGUAGGACAUAUGUAACCAAGUCCGCACAUCAUUCGGAGGGUCUUGCCAAAGGGCCUCAAGACAAGGAAAAGCAGCUGUAAAUGGAUCGUCAUUCUAGCCUCGUUUCUCUCUGGUUUCAGCUGGAACUAUGUGCGAUGGCCGUUCUUCUCACGAAAGGAGAGAUAAGGUGUUACUGCGAUGCCCCGCACUGCGUUGCCACUGGAUACAUGUGUAAAUCGGAGCUCAACGCGUGUUUCACUAAGGUCCUGGACCCGCUUAACACGAACUCACCUCUAACGCACGGCUGUUUAGAUCCGCUUGUGAACUCUGAGGACGUGUGCGCCAGCAAAACCGUGGACGGAAGUUCCUCUCCUGUAGAGUGUUGUCAUGACGACAUGUGCAACUACAGAGGACUGCAUGACCUCGCGCAUCCUCGAGGUGACUCCACGGACCGAUACCACAGCUCCAAUCAAAACCUGAUCACAAGGGUGCAGGAGUUAGCAUCUGCUAAAGAGGUGUGGUUCCGGGCGGCGGUGAUAGCCGUGCCCAUAGCGGGCGGCCUUAUCCUGGUUCUGCUGAUUAUGCUGGCGCUGCGAAUGCUUCGUAGUGAGAACAAGCGUCUCCAGGCCCAGCGCCAACAGAUGCUGUCUCGCCUCCAUUACAGUUUCCAUGGACACCACCAUGCCAAAAAAGGCCAUGUGGCCAAGUUGGACUUGGAGUGCAUGGUGCCGGUAACAGGACAUGAGAACUGCUGCAUAGGCUGCGAUAAAUUGCGGCAGACUGACUUGUGUACUGGAGGAGGAACGGGAGGCGAACGGCUACUAUCUUUGGUUCACUGGGGGAUGUACACGGGGCACGGCAAGCUGGAGUUUGUAUGACUACUUGGAACUUCCUCUGUGGGACACGUACUCACCUGUUCAUAGUUGGUGAGGCCUGAGUAACUGUGUAGUGUUUUGCUGAUGUAAUUUUAUUAUUUUCUCUCUCCGUGUGUUAUUUUAUUGUCUCCUGAUGCGGAGACUGAAGACAUUUCAAGGACACAAAUCUUUGUGUUUCUCAAAAGAGCACUUUACUUGAAUUAGAGUGGCCGUGGGGCUCAGGUGAAACGGAAAGGGUGGCGCAAUGGACGUAACCCCGGCCCUUUCCCACCGAAGCCACGUCCUGUGGAUCCUGGACUGACACUGAAGACUGAAGGAUUCUUAAAGACAGUCUUAUUUUGCACAUUUGUAUAAAACCGGCUAGAUGUCGAUGGGUAAAUGAGGGGGUAAGGUAUGGAUGUGACUGGUGUGUUGCGUUCAUAGUGACUUUUUUGAAGAAUUUUACACUGACACCAGGGUACAAAUAUGUUUGUUUUAGUCAAAUUGUAUGAAUAAAAAAAUCCAAUGUUGACUCUAACAGAUCACACGCCUCUACUUUUGAUUUCAUUCAUUUAAGGGAUUGGUGUAAUUGUUUCUUUUUUUUUUUUAGCUCUGUUUGAGUAUGUUUAUUCGAGUGAUGAAGUUUGGUCAGUAGCAGGGAUAUUGACACAGGGGCCUUGUUCUAAAGUAGUGCCCUACAUCUGACUGCGUCAUCUUUGAAACCCUUCCAAAAGGGACACAUUACAUGUCUCUGGCUCUCUCGCCCCUCUCUUGGGACUAAUACUGGAGGUAGAGCGAGUAUUUAUUUAGUAAGUGAGGGAAUGUCAGUAAGCUGUGAGUUCAGAGUCCUUUCGCCUGCGCUCAAAGAACACAGUAAUUCCCUUGUAUGUACUCUGGCUUGACUUUACAAUCCACAAAUCACAGGCAGAUUUGAGAACUGUGAAACUUUUUGGACCUGCUUUGAAAAUAGGCUAGCAGCUUUACACGCUAACUGUUCCUAUGACUGGGGCGAUACCAGCAGCAAUUGCUAACAUUCCAGUCUAUAAUUUAGUUCAUUGCAGUAGCCGUGUGCAGCAUGGGUUCCGUGUAACAGCUGUUCCUGGUUUUUCUUUUUGGGAGG